AUGUAUUCUAGGUGUUGCUUGUUACCACUUUUUGAUAGAUUCUCUAUAAAGAAACUUUGUUGUUCAAUUUUUCUGUUUUGUUGUUCUUGUUUUCGCAUUCUUCUUGUUAUUUCCAUGGAAAAAUUCAAGCUUAAAUUCAAAGGAAUUUUCUCUAGCAUAGGUUGUCUUCGAAGCCGCGAAAAACCUUCUGUUGGCAUUACAAUGGAUGAGGGAAUUCAAGGACAAACUGUGAUCAAGAAUGAUGGAUCAUCAGAUUUUUGGAGUAGUAGUGCUUACGAAAAGGAUAAUAGCGCGGCUCCAUCGAUGAGGAGCGUUUCGUCGAGUGGAAUAACAAUGAAUUCUUCUUCUGAUCUUCAAAGUAAUUCAAGCAGUCAAAUUAAUCCUCAUGAGUUUGUCAAUCAAGGGCUUAUUGUAUGGAACCAGAUAAGGCAACAAUGGGGUCGAAACAAAAGGCCUGAAAGUAAGACAGAAGAUAGAGAACCAAAAAUAAGUUCAAAUGCUGCCUAUGAAGAUCUACUUGGAAACAAUAAGCCUUUUCCCAAACCUAUUCCUCUAAGAGAAAUGAUUAACUUUCUUAUUGAUAUUUGGGAGCAAGAUGGUCUAUAUGAUUGA
This is a messenger RNA of Vicia faba (fava bean), 612 nucleotides long. Lineage: Eukaryota; Viridiplantae; Streptophyta; Magnoliopsida; Fabales; Fabaceae. The record is from the annotation of a GenBank genome assembly.